AUAGGAUGAAAAUGGAUCCCCAUAAGUAACCUUCAACCUUCCUUCCUUAUUCUUAAUGAAUUUUUUUUUCCCACUUUAGUCCACGUUCCUUAUCCACACUCACAUACACAUUCUUUCAUGGCUCAACUACAGCCACCACCACUCUCGAGUCGCAGUUCUUCAACUGUGACUCGAAUUAAUUUGGUGGUGGCUCAAAGUUGCAUCGGCAAAUAUUUUAAGCUUGUCGAGCGCAACACCACCUUCACCACUGAGCUCCGUGCUGGUACCGCCACGUUUCUCACAAUGGCCUACAUUCUUGCUGUCAACGCCACCAUUAUUGCUGACUCGGGUGGCACAUGCAGCGUCUCCGAUUGCACCCCUCUCUGCUCUGACCCGAAAACCUCACCCUCCCAUUGCCCAACCCAUCUUUUAACCCGACCCGACUCCUCAUGCAAGUACCCGCCUGUCAACCCGGGCUACGCGGCGUGCGUGGAACGCACGCGCCGUGACCUCAUCGUGGCCACCGUGGCCUCCUCCCUCAUGGGCUCCGCCGUAAUGGGCCUCUUAGCGAACCUCCCCUUAGCCCUAGCGCCCGGCAUGGGCGCCAACGCGUACUUCGCCUACUCCGUGGUCGGGUUCCACGGGUCGGGUUCCGUACCCUACAAAACCGCAUUAACCGCCAUCUUCUUGGAAGGCCUAAUCUUCCUCGUAAUCUCAGCCGUCGGCUUCCGCGCCAAACUGGCCAAACUCGUUCCCAAACCCGUCCGAGUCUCCUCCGCCGCCGGAAUCGGUCUCUUCUUAGCCUUCAUUGGGCUUCAAAGCAACGAAGGCAUUGGGCUCAUCGGAUUCAGCCCAUCAACACUAGUCACUCUCGGAGGCUGCCCGAGGAACAAACUAACGGCGUUAGCUCCGGUCAUCACAAUUAACGGCACCGUUAGUUUAAUCCCCGGCGCCACCGUCUCCGACAAGAUACUAUGUUCUGGGAACCGCAUGGAGAGCCCAACCCUAUGGCUUGGUUUGGUCGGGUUUUUCAUUAUUGCUUACUGUUUAAUGAAGAACAUAAAGGGGGCUAUGAUAUACGGCAUCGUUUUCGUAACCGUGAUCUCGUGGUUCAGGAACACGCCGGUUACGGUGUUCCCGAAUACCGAACUCGGUGACGCGGGGUAUGAGUAUUUUAAAAAGGUGGUUGACGUGCACGUGAUAAAAACCACCGCAGGAGCGUUGAGUUUUGAUAGCAUGUGGAAAGGUGCAUUCUGGGAAGCUUUGUUCACGUUUCUGUACGUUGAUAUAUUGGACACCACGGGGACGCUGUAUUCCAUGGCCAGAUUUGCAGGGUUUGUUGACACCAACGGUGAUUUCGAGGGGCAAUAUUUCGCGUUCAUGGCGGACGCGUCGUCGAUCGUGGUGGGGUCGCUGCUGGGGACAUCGCCGGUGACGGCGUUUAUCGAGUCGUCGACGGGGAUACGGGAGGGGGGGAGGACGGGGCUGACGGCGGUGACGGUGGCGGGGUAUUUCUUGAUGGCGUUUUUUUUCACGCCGUUGCUGGCGUCGAUUCCGGCGUGGGCGGUGGGGCCGCCGCUGAUAGUGGUGGGGGUGAUGAUGGUGAGGUGUGUGGUGGAGAUUGAUUGGGAGGAUAUGAGAGAAGCGAUACCGGCGUUUGUGACGAUUGUGUUGAUGCCGCUGACGUAUUCUAUUGCUUAUGGGUUGAUAGGGGGCAUUGGGACGUACCUUGUGUUGCAUGCGUGGGACUGGGGAAAGGAGGUGGUGAAGAAUUUUUUUACUAAGGAGAACUUUAAGGAUAAUAAUAAUAAUAUACCUAAUGCAAAUAUAAAUGUAAAUGCAAAUAGUCGUGUUGUUGAUCAUGAAGAAGGAUAUGAUGAUAACAAGGUGUAGAAGUAUUAUAGUUUCUUUUUUAAGGUGAAUAUUGGCAAGGAAAAUUAAGAGACGUAGUAUGGACUGAUCGGGGUUUAGCAAAAACUAAUAAGGAAUUGAUCAGAUUUGUGUAAAUUUUAAAAUAUUAGUGUAUGUACAAGGUGUUUUUCAUACAAAGGGUGUUCGUUUGUUGAACGAAAAGGACAUCUAAUUAUUGGGUCUUGAUCCGGAAUUAACAUGAAUUUUUUCUGGGUAUUUGUGAUAAAUUUUGUGUAAGAGGGGAUGUAAUAAUUCAGGUAAAAGAAUGGCACUUGCUCUAUUCUUGUUAGCUUGCUUGUAAAGGGGGUCGUGAACGGAGCGUUCCAAUUGGUAGAAAAAAACCCGGGGUGCGGGGAUCCAAAGAUUUCAUGAGUUUGCAUAUGAGAAAUACUUUACAUAGGGUUAAGAAUAAACACAUAUUCUUAUACUAAAUAGAUUAUUCUUUUUUACCUAUGAAUGCAAUUGAACCUUAUCUCUGUGUUAA
Glycine soja is the source of this 2374-nucleotide messenger RNA. RefSeq names its product adenine/guanine permease AZG1-like. Lineage: Eukaryota; Viridiplantae; Streptophyta; Magnoliopsida; Fabales; Fabaceae. The record is from RefSeq and is a predicted model, not a curated record. Gene Ontology annotation, cellular component: plasma membrane. Gene Ontology annotation, molecular function: purine nucleobase transmembrane transporter activity. The transcript is spliced from 2 exons. Gene Ontology annotation, biological process: transmembrane transport. The coding region runs from base 118 to 1872 and encodes 584 amino acids.